Parascedosporium putredinis is the source of this 1158-nucleotide messenger RNA. The record is from the annotation of a GenBank genome assembly. Lineage: Eukaryota; Fungi; Ascomycota; Sordariomycetes; Microascales; Microascaceae.
AUGUCGUUCAUGAGAAACAUGGUGCGAAUAGUCGAGGUCGGCCCUCGAGACGGCCUUCAAAACAUCUCUACGCACGUGCCAACCGCCAUCAAACGCGAGCUCAUCCAGCGGCUCAUCUCUGCGAGAUUUCGGACGGUCGAAGUCACGUCCAUCGUCUCUCCAAAGGCGAUCCCGCAGCUAGCCGAUCACGAGAAAAUCCUCACCGAUCCGCUCCUGAAAAGCCAUUUCCAGAGACCUGACAUACGGCUCCCGGUGCUAGUUCCGAACAUCAAGGGGUUUAAGCGUGCACUAGAUCUCGGAGUCAAGGAAAUUGCUGUCUUUAUCAGUGCCAGUGAAGGCUUCAGCAAGGCCAACAUCAACUGCACUGUUGAGCAGGGCAUCUCCAGAGCCACCGAGCUUGCCGGUCAUUUCCACGACACGUACGGCCAAGCCUUGGCGAACGCGUGGGAGGCAUACAGGUGCGGAAUCCGGGUGUUUGACAGCAGCGUGGCCGGUUUGGGCGGCUGUCCCUUUGCCCCAGGCGCGAGGGGAAAUCUAGCAUCCGAGGACUUAGUGUAUAUGUUUGAAAAUUCCGGCGUUCCAACAGGGGUUGACCUCGACCGGCUGGCUGAUAUCGGCGAGUGGAUCAGCCAGCAACUUAAGCUACCUAACUGGAGCCGAGCAGGGGCAGCCCUACUCACAAAGAAGAGAUUUUCUUCCCAAAACCGCGCAAAGGAUCAGGGUAGUGCCAUCGGUAGCUUCCAAUGGAAAGAAGAAAGCAACACGGAGGGCCUGAUCAUCAUGCGGGACACCAUGACGGUCAAGCUUAUCCUAGACCGACCAAAGAAUGGCAACGCUCUCACGGCCUCAAUGAUUAGCCAGCUUACUCAAUUUUUCGAAAGUUGCAAGAAUGACACAUCAAUCUCUCGCAUCAUUCUUACGGCAAACGGCAAAUUCUUCUGCACUGGUAUGGAUCUGUCGAAGGAAAGCAGCCCAGUCAGCAAGGGUGGCAACGCGACGACGGACCAAUUUGCCUUGUUAACGAACCUCUUCCAAUCCAUCGACGACGCGCCGCAGGUUACAAUCGCCAGCAUCAACGGCCCCUGCUUUGGCGGUGGUGUCGGUCUAGCGCUCGCCUGCGACAUCCGCAUCGCGGCCCCCAUGCGAGCAUCACGCUGA